Paramecium octaurelia is the source of this 794-nucleotide messenger RNA. Lineage: Eukaryota; Ciliophora; Oligohymenophorea; Peniculida; Parameciidae. The record is from the annotation of a GenBank genome assembly.
AUGGAUUCUCUCAAUAGUAAAGAUGAUAAGUUUACAACCAUGACUGACAGUGCUUAAUUGAAAUCAUUUAUCUUAAAUAAAAAUAUCAAUAUCAAAGAAAAGUCUAAAUUUGUGAAGAUUAUUCCUCAAAAUUUACUUAAAAUCUCAUCAAUUCAUCAACUUAAAAAAUAAUUAACGCUGACUUUACCAACUGAUAGAUCAAGCAAUUUGUCUAGGGAAAACGAAUAAUUUAAUGAUAAGUUUUUGGUAGAGAAUAUAGAAAAAAAAUAGUAAUAACUUAAGCAUAAGACCUCUCGAUUUAAAAAUCUUUUAAAUGGGAGAAGAAUUAAAACAUCUGGAGAUCAUUUUUAGGAUUAUAAAGAUGAAUAUAAAAAGGUUGUGGAAGCUGGUUAUAAUGAAAUAGAAGAGAAUUUCCAAUUGUAAAUUAUUAUAAAUACCUAUAUAUUAGUUGCUAAGCUUCCUUGCAUGAAUAAAGAUAAAAUUUAAUGAAUGCUGAAAUAGAGUUACAAGAAAACCAAAAAGAACUAGAGUUGCUUUAAGAUCAAAUUAGUACCUUAAAAGAAGCAAUUUUUUUAACUAAAGGUUAAAGUAAAAAGUCAUUGAAUGACAUUUUGUUUAGAAAUCGAUUAAGAUAAAACAAGGAAAGAAAAUUGACUUAAGAAUUAUUAGAAUUUGUCAAUCAUCUUUCUAUUUAAUAUGAUUAUCACAUUUCUUCUUUGAAGGAAUAUUUAUAAAGUUUCAAAACAGAAUUGAGCGAAAUAUUAAUUGAAAAUGAAUACACAGAGAAAUCUUGA